Molecule: messenger RNA, 834 nt
Organism: Psylliodes chrysocephalus
Lineage: Eukaryota; Metazoa; Arthropoda; Insecta; Coleoptera; Chrysomelidae
Source: the annotation of a GenBank genome assembly
AUGCCUUCAAAAAAGAAAAAAUAUAACGCGAGAUUUCCAGCUGGUAGAAUAAAAAAAAUUAUGCAAACAGAUGAAGAAGUUGGAAAAGUGGCACAAGCAGUACCAGUUAUAAUCUCUAGAACAUUGGAAUUGUUUGUGGAAUCGUUAUUAACCAAAUCGAUGCAAAUAACACAAGCGAGAAACGCCAAAACUUUGACUCCGUCCCACAUGAAGCAGUGCAUACUGUCAGAGAGCCGUUUCGACUUCUUAAAAGACUUAGUUAAAAACAUACCAGACGCCAGCGUGCAGGAAGAUAACGAGAACAACGCCCUAUUCGAAGAAGUUUCCACCAAAACCGAGGAAGAUACGGGGAAAAUGGAGGAAGACGAGGAAGAGGAGGCGCCGGUGAAGCAGCCGGCGCCACGAAGCAAAUCGAAAUCGUCCAGGCGAAGCGUCCACGAGAAGGAGAAGCAUCCCCCGCACACGGACGUGUAUCCAUCACCGCCUCCCCCGAACGUAGCCUUCAGCGAACAAUGCCCUCUCCCUUCCUCGUCGAGCAGUACCAGCAGAACGCCGGUUAUCCAGUACGUACCGAAGGUUAGCGCCGAGAAUAAGAUGAGUUUUUCCGUAAAUAAUUUGUUAAAGCCCGACGAACCGAAAUUGCACAUUACCAUAGCGUCCGAGGAGCUGCUACCCCCGAUUCCUCAACUCAUACCUACUGGCAGAUCUUCGAGUGGUUUACCGUCUAGAGGACAUCCUAGUGAUAACGUGCCGCCUCCCUUGAUACCCAUCGCCCGCUUCAAUCAGAAUUCCACUGAAAAUAAUUUAUAUAUUGAUGAAGAUUAUGACAAUUGA